Arachis ipaensis is the source of this 834-nucleotide messenger RNA. Its product is annotated as protein FAR1-RELATED SEQUENCE 5-like. The record is from RefSeq and is a predicted model, not a curated record. NCBI's taxonomy places the organism in Eukaryota, Viridiplantae, Streptophyta, Magnoliopsida, Fabales, Fabaceae.
AUGUACAACCUCAUUACUCAACAUAGGAAGGAAAAGGUGAAGGGUGGUGAUGCAAAUGCUGCAAUAAGCUACCUGAGAGGUAAAGCUGGGAACGAUUCUUAUUUCUUUGGAAAGUACACAUUAAGUAAUGAGAAUCGAUUAGAAAAUUUGUUCUGGGCUGAUGAGACUAGCUGUAUUGAUUAUGAGUGCUUUGGGGAUGUCUUGACAUUUGAUUCGACUUACAAUAGGAACGUCUACAAUAAACCACUUGUGAUAUUUUCUGGUAGCAAUCAUCAUGGGCAGACCGUCAUAUUUGGAUGUUGUCUUCUUGUUAAUGAGGAUAUUUGUUCAUACAAGUGGCUCUUGGAAACUUUUUUGGAAACAAUGGGGAGUAAACACCCUACGGCAGUUGUCACCGACGGAGAUCUUUCAAUGAGAGAAGCCAUUAAAAAGGUUUUUCCUUGUGCAACACAUCAACUAUGUGCAUGGCACUUACAUAGGAAUGCAUGCGAGAAAGUUAAGAACAGUGGAUUUCUGAAUGACUUCAAGAAAUUGAUUUAUGCUAAUGUGAGUGUUGAAGAGUUUCAAGUCAUGUGGGGAGACAUGGUGGCGAGGUAUAACUUAUCAAGCAACUCUUGGGUCGACCAAACUUAUGAGUUGAGGAAUUUAUGGGCUCUUGCAUAUUUGAGGGGCCAAUUUUUUGUGCAAAUCAGGACAACAUCCCAGUGUGAAGGGAUUAACUCUCUAAUAAAAACAUAUGUGAGAAAGAAAGAUACCCUUCUUGAAUUCAUCAAUAACAUGGAGAUCGUUGUUAGCCAUUACAGGAACAAUGAAAGAGUUGCAGAGAAAAUUUAG